AGACAGUCGACGAUCGACGUCACGGCACGCAGGUAUCGUGGUAGAGCACAGCCACCCACUAUAAUAUACUUUUACUUUGCAAACAGUAAUCAUCCUCUUGUGUUCAAAGCCGACACGUGCAACGGAGUGAUAGUGAUCGGCCAUAUUGUAGUUCCGGGUACCUACGCGCAGCCUGAUACCGUUAUUUCGGUGGUUCCUUCAUGCGGUCUUUCAAAUUUCGCGACGACGUCUUUUGCGAAUCAGUGUCCAAGCUGCACCGCCGACCAGUGUACUGUGUUUUCGAAGUGCGUUUUUUCAAACGCAUUGCAUAAUCAAUGACAGAAAGUGUGGCCGUCGUCAGACGAGAUGGGAAGUGAGCACUACUGCCUGAGGUGGAACAAUCAUCAGAGCAACCUUCUCGGCGUUUUCAGUCAGUUACUGAGGGACGAAAGUCUAGUGGACGUAACUCUGGCCUGCUCGGAGGGCCAUUCUAUUAGAGCUCACAAAGUAGUGCUUUCCGCUUGCUCUUCCUAUUUCCAAACACUUUUCGUAGACCACCCCAGCAGACAUCCCAUCGUUAUCCUCAAAGACGUGAGGUUCGCUGAGCUGAGAACCCUCAUUGAGUUUAUGUACAAAGGGGAGGUGAACGUGGAGUAUUGCCAGUUAUCCGCUUUACUGAAAACGGCUGAAAGUCUGAAAGUCAAGGGUCUUGCCGAAAUGACUAGAGAAUACAAACCUCUACCAGAACAGCUGGAACCCAAAGAACUCACCACCCGAAGAGCGGUGACUCCCGAUGAAAUGGAAGAAUCUCAACAUUCCCCUUCUUCGGUUCAGAAUUUAAGGAUAUGCAAAUCCCCGUUAGAACGAGACAGAGAUCGCGACCGGGACAGAGAGCGGGACAGAGAACGGGACAAAGUGAAAGAUGAGAAGAGAUCUCCGUCUGUAGAAAAUACUCCUCUCCCCGCGUCUAGUGAUUGUGGUGCUAGUGAUAUGACCAUUCACAAUAGUAAUAAUUUAGCUGCAACAUGUUCCUCAAUUAGUCAACCUCCUAUUUGUAGUAGGCUACCGUCGCCUUUGAACUGUGAACCUCUUCCUGGUCCUUCGAAUUUGCCUCCAGUUCAGCAAGUGCCUCUGAGUCUGAAAAAAGAAGUUGAUUGGGGAGGAGGAGGAGGAAGUGAAGAAGCAAAACCUCUCGGAGAUAGCGCCUCUGAUUACAGCCGCAAUCCUCAAGAUUCCACGAGUAUGGAAGUCGACCGCUGCAUCGGUUCUCCAGUCCCAGACCGCCCUUCCAGCACCCAAAGCAGCAGAUCUUCAACCCCCUUUGCCCUGCCAUUUCCAACCAUUCCAACUUCGCUCCUAGAAGUGGGUUUGAUGCACCCCGCUCUUCUUGGAGAAGAAAUGUUUCGGUGUUCUUCGUGCAUGGCAGCGUUUCCAUCGUUGUGGCUUCUGGAGCAGCACACUGCUCUACAGCACAUAGGAUCCAUAAGCUCUUUGGAUAAGCCAUUUGUGUGCGAGCAGUGUGGACAGAGCUAUAGGUAUCGAUCUGCAUACGUGAAACACAGAGAACAAAAUCAUAGGGCCAGACUUCCUGCCGAUAAACUUUUUUCCUGCGAUGUCUGUGGCAUGCAGUUUCGUUACCUCAAGUCCUUCAAGAAGCACAGACUAAAUCACGCACUUGAAAAACUCCAUGGGAAGAGCGGAGAUAUCCCCAAGGAAGUGAAGAAUACCGCUGAAGAUGAGAACGUCGAGGGUAACCAGGAUAAUAGCAGCGACCAAGUUUCCAGCUCUAACGAAACCAUCAAUGUCGAGGAGGAAAGCAGUCCUAUUGUUGUCAAAACUGAAAAUAUUUCGGAUGAUGUUGCAGCCGAAGGAACGUCGUCAGACGCCGAAAAAACCGAAGCCGAGCAAGACGACACCAUAGACUCCAUAGCCUACUCCUUCCAAGGUAACCCCUCCACUUGCGCGUCCGAACUACUACGCACUUCAGAGUCAUCUAUAAUCAACUUCCUCCGCGCAGAUUCUGCUGAGAGACAACGAGAAAGAAGAUUCGCCUGUCCCUUCUGCGGGAAAUGCGUACGCUCCAAGGAAAACUUGAAGUUGCACGUAAGAAAACAUACUGGGGAGAGGCCGUUCGUUUGUCUUUUUUGCGGUAGGGCUUUUGGCGGCAAGAGCGAUUUGACGCGCCAUCUUAGGAUCCACACGGGUGAGAGGCCGUAUCACUGUGAUAUGUGCGGAAAAUGCUUCGCCAGGGCUGACUAUCUCUCGAAGCAUCUCACUACUCACAUAAAUACUCCCCGCUAAACGAGAAUCGGGUGAAACUGUGGAAAUAUGUUGUAGAGGACUAUAAGGUUUUAGUUUUUCGAUACAAUGAAAAAUGAUCACGAUGGUGGGGGAGCCCAAGGGGGGAUUUUGGGAUUCACUCUAACGCGAUAGAUAAACAUAUGAGGGCAUACCGUGUAUCCUGUUGAAGCCGUCUACCUUAUAUGAACCCUCAAUUAAGAGCGGAACAAGUAGGUAGCCCAUCAUAUUUAUGAAAAAAAAAGUCGCGCGUCAGAAAUAUUCGGAUGCGUCACAUCUCUCAAUUUCGAGGUAAGAAGGGUACAAAAUCUGACCAUUUGAGUGUAACAUAGGGGAGUAGAACGGUCACAAAAUUGCAAACUAAACGUUGCCUUGACAUUCUCGAGCGUGUUUGAUUCUUUUUCAAUCCAGAGGAAAUAAUGUUAGAAUCACAAAAAUGAUAUAAUCUGACGAUUUUCACAAGCCGAAGUAACAACGGAGCUCAGCAGUGAAACUCUAAGAAUGCUUGAGCGGUGAGGUCCAUAAUCCACGCGUUCAUCUUUGAAUCUCUCCGAUACGCAUUCCAUCCUUCUCUGCAUCGAUUACGUCACAGGUGUCUCUCUCCCAGUCGCUAAAGUCUCUUUGAAAUACUUACCAAUGACGCGUGACCUUGAAAUGCGCCAGAACCUGCUUUGUUCUCCUACUAUCAACAGACGCAAAUUUAGGAGGGGGUAUGUGGGAGUGUUAUACAGAGCUUUCUUUAACAUUCACCACAAGACUACUUUAUUCAUGACAUCUGACAAAUAGAGGAGUACAAGUACAAGUGACAACGAAUCGUGAAUUACUGGCGACAAAAUCAAAAAUCAAUGACGAACGGAUACCUAAAAUAAAAGCAUAACAUUCAAUUCAACAUUCCAACGUGUUUUCAGGUUGACUUCCUAAGGUUAUUACUUAUUGUAACUUACUGUGAAGCGUGUGCAGAAUCUAUGUCAAAUUAUAAACGGCGCCCAACGUGGGGCAAUUCUAUCGAGUUAAUUUUGUUUCAAGUAUGGAGUGUACCGACUAACUCUGGAAAUUCAUGUGAAAUAUCAACAUGAGAAAUUAGGUCUUCUUUUUAAUCGAACAGCGAUCAAGGUAUGCCAAGGGUUCUCUACCUGAAUGAAAUGGGUAGGGCUGAUAAAAACAAUACGCCGGCGUUGCCAAAAGCGGUUUCACAAAGGAUAUUCAAAAAAGUAAAUAUAAUAGUUCGAUUAGGAGCAAUACUACAACAUACAAGUUUACCAAUUUAAUUUUUUUUUAUCCUGAUAAAAAUGUUUGCCCGCUUCAAUAGUAAAUUCAUUCAAAACGAACCUGAACAAGCUGAAUGGAAAAUUGAAGAUGGAAGUUUCACUGGAGCAAGUCAGCAAGUCAACUUCGUCUCCAAAAUGGAUUAAGUCAAUCGAAAGAACGUUUAUAUGCCUAACUAUAGUUUGGAAAUCUAGAAAAGUCAUUAGAAGUUUCUAGAAGAGCAUGAAAAUUCGGAAGAUCAUGGCUUUACUACACUCUAAAACAUGAUUGUAAGAAACGCAUUCUCAGUCGAAAUAACUUAGCCAUUCUCCAAGCAAUCUUUGACAAAGCCAUACUAUCUAGGCCUAUAAAAAUACAUAAAUAACCUCAUGUGGACCAAAUGAAUUUUCAUCGGCCAUUCUAAACACACAAGAUAUUAUAAAAAGUCGACACUGAACAGCGAUGUACUUAGGUCUUGUAUCACCAAAUUAUAUUUUAUGUAAGGGGUAUUCUGAUUCUGAAAUUGAAACCUUGUCCCAUUUUCAUUGUACCGAAAAUUACAACCGUCUUUCAUUUUACAAAGUUCAUUCAUAUUUCUACAGGUCAUAAUUUCGAAAUUUGUUAGAUUACGUUGCAAUAUAAAACAGCUCUGUUGAGUUUCUUCUGAAAUUGAUAAUUAUUUUCCAAAAGCACUCAGAGUGGUCAAAGGUUCUGUGAAAUCUGUGAAAGGUGUAAUAAAGAAUCACAAAUAGAAAACUAUAGCAAAAUGGUUUUUGUUGUGACCACUCUGUGUACUUUGUUCACUUGCAUUUAAUUUACACUGAAAGUGCCUAUAACGAAGCGAUUCGAAAUUUGAAUUUGUUGCUUCAAGGCUUUUCAAUGAAAUCACUGUUUCUGCAAUAACCACACAAAGGUUUUCAAUGAUUCACGAAAAAACUCUGGUAUCAAUGUCUACUUUCGAAGUGUAGCUACCUAAAAAAAACAUUCAAAUCAUUCAAGUGAUUGAGGUUUUCGGUUUUUGCUUCUGGAAACCUUUCAAUCAUCAAUUAAUUGGUUGGAGUAUCAUAGAAGUGUAGGUAUACUUCUGGCUCAUGUAACAUUCUUACAGUAUUUCUCCAACGAUUUUUUUAAACUUGAACACAAAUCUACGGAACGUUACUUAGCUUAGAGGUUUUUGCGUACAAGACAUGAAAGAACAAUCACAAAAUAAUUGCCAAUAUUCAUUUCGAAGAGUCACUUUGAAAUAUCGCGUCAUUUAUAAAAAUUUAAAGAUACUAAGAUCAUAUUCAGAUACUUAUACAAUAUAGGUUCUUUGAGCGUUUGUAUACUCUAUAAGAAUAGCUUCUUUGGGCGUGUUUCGCUAUUCAAAAGCACCUUGGGGCAUGUCUGUACUUAUACAGUGUAGCUUCCAUAAGCAUAUCUAAAAUGUAUAAGUAUAGCUUAUUCAGGUGUGUUUCGCUAUACAAUAGCUUCUUCGGGCGCGUAUGUACUUAAACAGUAUAGCUUAUUCGAACGUAUAUAUAAGUAUAGCUUAUUCAGGCGUGUUUGGCCAUACAAUAGCUUCUUCAGGCGUGUCUAUGUUUAUACAGCGAAACACGCUUGAAUAAGCUGUACUCAUACAGUGUAGAUACGAUUGAAAAAGCUAUACUGUACGCGCGAAGAAGCUAUUGUAUAGCGAAACGAUUCUGAAUAAGCUAUACUCACACAGUAUAGACACGCCUGAAGGAGCUUUACUGUAUAAGUAUAGACACGCUCGAAGAAGCUAUUGUAUAGCGAAACACGUGUUGCCUUUUUGUAAAACUGUUCAAUGAAAAUCUGGAAACUCGUUUUGGAAACUCGUAAUUACUGUUCCAGAAUAUUGAAACAUAUAGUUCAUAGUGUUUUAAGAAGUUACGAUAAAUAAUUGGUAUUCUCUGAUUUUUGACCAAUUCUGUGAAUGAAAAUAACAUUGAGAAGUUUAUGCAUGAAUGGUAAAAGAAGUGUAGGAGUAUUGGUUUGAAAAUGAUCAUUGGUAUUUUGUUACAAAGGAAUAAAAAGGUAAGAUUUUGAAAAUAUAAUAUUAGAGGGAUGAUUUUUAAACAAGGAAAGUAGGCACUGUCUGCAAUGAAUACUAAAAAUGAAAUUUAAUAUUUCGUUAUUGCUGAAGGUUUAAUGCAGGUGUGUUUGACAUUUUCAUGAAAGUAGUUGUAAUUGAAAUCAAAUCUCACCAUAUUAUUAUUAAAGAAAAGUCUAGUGCUUCGAACUAUUGAUUUUGUUGAAAGGCCUUGUUCGCUAUACAACACUUAAAAUUCCAAUAUCACCUUCCAAUUUUUUAACUUUAUGCACGGAAAUUGAUCUACACCGGACACAUAUGCAUUUACAAAUGCCAAAUUUCGUGCAGUCGUACAUUAGCCUUUUCUCCAGACUUGGAUCAAUUAUUGAAUUUACUAGAUCAGUUCAACAUUUUUUCUGUACCGUCCACGUGCAAAGUGUUCUCUCACUGGAUCAAAACUAUAACUGAAAAUCAUAAUCGUAGAUUCACCACCGUGGAAAGCUCUGAUCCACAAAGAAAACACUGUUGUAUAACCAGUUUGAGAAUCAUCGAUUUACCGUUUAUUUGGCUGUGAUUAAACUUUAGGUUUGUUGUGAUAUGCAGUGUAUUAUUUUUAAUUUUAAGGGAGUUACCAAAACCUAAGCAAUAUGAAAGUGACAUCGACGUGAAGUUAUUAUCUAGUCAAGAGAUACUGUGAAACUUGCCGUCACCGCCCCCUCCCCAGUAUGUAAGAGAAAUAUUAGCAUACAUAGUGACUAUUUAUAUAAACAUGUCGUGCCAAAAAUUGAUGUACCACGUACCUCAAACGAAUUAAAUUGUAGAUGUGUAGUUUGUGUAUUGAACUAGUAGAGUUUGGAAAUACUUUCCUCCAAUUUCUAUUCGCCUACUUGAUUUUUAUUUGUUUUUUUCUGCAAUUCGUGAGCAAAACUGUUUCAAUGCGCAGAAAUGUUAUUCAGAAAAAGAAGUUUUAUCAAAAAUACAAAAAUAUCUCAAGUUCGCAACCGUUUGUUGAAAUUUCUACCGGACGUUUCGCCGGCGCGAGAAACUGGCAUCUUCAGCGAUCAGUGUUGUCGCUUCCAAUCAGCCCUUAGAUUCCUUAGAAGCUUGAAAACCCGAAACUACCAAGAGUUUCAACAGAUGGCUGCGAAAGUCCAAAUUUUUACUUGUGCUCCAUCCUCCACACGCAGGUUAUUUUUAAUCACGGUUGUACAUAUGGAACUCUACUAGUGUCACUUUACGACAUACAUCAAUGACUCGAACUCACAGGAAUGCGAUACACUUUGUUUUCCAUGUGGCUUUAUAAACAGAUCUAAAGGACUCAAGUCAGGUGACUGAGGACGCCACUCAAUUGCACUUCUUCAUCGUUAUAUCCAUGUCCAAUCUUCAGAAGGUAUGGAGCCUGAAAUGACAACAUUUUCAA
Molecule: messenger RNA, 6974 nt
Organism: Leptinotarsa decemlineata (Colorado potato beetle)
Lineage: Eukaryota; Metazoa; Arthropoda; Insecta; Coleoptera; Chrysomelidae
Biological process (GO): regulation of transcription by RNA polymerase II
Cellular component (GO): nucleus
Molecular function (GO): protein binding
Source: RefSeq, a predicted model, not a curated record